Molecule: messenger RNA, 593 nt
Organism: Daldinia caldariorum
Lineage: Eukaryota; Fungi; Ascomycota; Sordariomycetes; Xylariales; Hypoxylaceae
Exons: 3
Coding region: 98-568 (156 amino acids)
Source: RefSeq, a predicted model, not a curated record
ACCUAAGCUUUAUGUCUGCUCUCGUCAGAGAAAAGAUUUCUAUCAUGUGAUACAUCACCAAACCAAACCAAACAACAAAUCAAACCGACUAGUAAAAAUGAAGUCCUUCGCCGUCCUCUCUUCCAUCCUCCUCGGAGCCGCCUCCGUCUUUGGAGCCCCUGUGAUCGAGCGAGCCGAAGCUCCCACUGAAUUCGACGUCACCAACUUCAGCGCAAACACCCUUCCUCACGGCACCGGAGCCUUCAUCUCCUUCGACGUCGCCAUCCCCAACACCUCCGUCCGCACGACCUGCGCGUACUCGGACCAGACCUCAACCUCGACGCUCCCCUCCGUCCCGCUGUCCGAGUGCGCCGACCCGGCCUUCCGCUGGCAGUUCCGCCAGGACCCCUCCCUGCCGGGCACCCAGGGCCGCUACCGCGUCGUCCUCACCUACGCCUACGACGGCCCCAAGACCGCCGCCGGCUUCCACGAGUGGCCCGCCGCCGACUUCCCCCUCGAGAACCUCGGCUCCGCCUACGCCACCACCUACCGCGGCGAGCCCGACUUCGCCAUCUCCAACCUCUCUUAACUUUAAGUCUCGGAAGCGGUAAGGU